Molecule: messenger RNA, 450 nt
Organism: Helianthus annuus (common sunflower)
Lineage: Eukaryota; Viridiplantae; Streptophyta; Magnoliopsida; Asterales; Asteraceae
Product: zinc finger MYM-type protein 1-like
Exons: 2
Coding region: 1-450 (149 amino acids)
Molecular function (GO): protein dimerization activity
Source: RefSeq, a predicted model, not a curated record
AUGAAAAAGUGGUUUGAUUUGCGUAAAAGAUUGAAAUCGGACGACACAAUUGAUAAAUUUCAACAUGAGCAAUUCAAGAAGGAAGCGGAUUAUUGGAAACAAGUCCUUUUUAGAAUCAUUGCGCUAAUCAAGUUUCUUGCUAAGCAUAAUUUAGCAUUUCGUGGAAAUAAAGAAAAGUUGUAUGAAAAAGAAGACGGUUAUUCCCCAGAAGCAUGCAUUGCAUAUAGAAUAUUGUUGACUAUUCCAGUCACUGUGGCAUCUGCAGAAAGAAGUUUUUCGAAGUUGAAGUUAUUGAAAUCUUACCUACGAUCUUCAAUGUCCCAAGAAAGACUUAGUGGGUUGGCGAUGAUUGCUAUCGAGAACGAAGUCUUAGAUGAUAUAAACUGUGAAGAGUUGAUUCACCAAUUUGCUAUCAAGAAUGCAAGGAGAGCUUCACGAAUCAUUGGUUAG